AGUCUAACGCCAAUAGUAUUGACGAAUUAGUACUAUUUGGAGCUUCUUUUUCUUAUCUAACUGAGGAACAAGAACAAAUUCACCUUUCUACCCCAGAAACUAUUCUCAAUGUGAAGCAAGGAAAUUUAUUCGAUAACAACAACAACCAAGUUAAAUAUAUUUCUAUAUACCCGACUAUAGACAAUACUCCUAUUGUUAAUUAUUGGGAAGUAGACCAACCCCAAGAUAGGACUGAAAUUGACCCUUGGAACCCUGCGACAAGCCCACAAUUUCGACAAGUGCCACUUCUUGAAAAUACUGUAUUACAACUUCCUGGAGGUUUUUCUGGCCAACAAACUUGGGAUCACAAUCAAAGUCGAUCUACUUCAUCUAUAGGCUCCAACCAUACUCAAGUCCAUACUGUUGAUUAUACAACUUUAUUUGCUAAUAAUGA
Dentiscutata erythropus is the source of this 433-nucleotide messenger RNA. NCBI's taxonomy places the organism in Eukaryota, Fungi, Glomeromycota, Glomeromycetes, Diversisporales, Gigasporaceae. The record is from the annotation of a GenBank genome assembly.